CAGCCAUAACGGAGGCAUUUGACCAAGAACCUCCCCGCAGGCACAGGUUCGUCCACUGGCUCUGGUCGUCUUUAGUGUGGCAGAGCUGGCAAAAAUGGCAAAGCCUCUAUUCCUGGUAGCGUCUCUUCUAGUUUUAGGAAAUGUUUCAUUCAUCCAUGCCGGGUUUCCGCCAAGCCUCAUCGUCGAUAUGGUAAAAAUUGUCUUAGACAAUUACUGCUCGCCAGAGAAGCUGGCAGGACUGAAGGAAGCCAUCGCAGCAGCGGGCAGUAAUACGGCGAUCCUCAAUAUUCCAGAUGGUGAGUCUUUGUCGAGAGUCCUUAGCGCCGGACUCCAGACUACAAUCAAUGACCCACGCUUGAAGCUCUCGUAUGAGCCAGCCUUCGUCCCCGUGGUUGCCCCGCAGAUGCCUGCCCUGCCCCCUGAGCAACUUGUCGCCAUGCUCCAGAACGCAAUCAAGUUGGACAUAUUGGAGGGCAACAUAGGGUACAUGAGGAUCGACCAUAUCCUCGGGGAGGCGGCCGCAGACAAGGUCGGCCCGAUGCUUGUAGACUUAGUCUGGAACAAAGUCCUGCCCACAUCAGCUCUAAUCUUUGAUUUGCGUUACACGAGCAGCGGGGACGUCACAGGACUUUCCUACAUUGUCUCGUACUUCACCGCAGCAGAGUCUGUGAUUCAUAUCGACAGCGUGUAUGACCGUCCGUCAAAUACUACCACUAAACUGAUGUCAAUGCCCACGCUUUUGGGUGAACGAUAUGGCACAACUAAACCUCUCAUUAUCCUUACAAGCAAGAACACUAAGGGCAUUGCUGAAGAUGUCGCCUACUGCCUCAAGAACCUGAAGCGGGCUUCCAUUGUUGGAGAGAAGACCGCCGGGGGCUCAGUCAAAAUAGAUCAAUUUAGAGUGGGUGACACAGACUUCUAUGUUACUUUGCCGACAGCAAAAUCCAUAAACCCCAUCACUGGUUCGUCCUGGGAGCAAACAGGCGUCACCCCCGAUGUUAAAGUCAAUGCAGAGGAUGCCCUCGCUACAGCCAUCAAGAUACUUGAACUCCGCGCCCAAGUACCUGCCAUCAUUGAGGGUUCAGCAGCCCUUAUCGCUGACAACUACGCCUUUGAGAAGACAGCUGCGGAUACUGCAGCAAAAUUGAAAGGUCUGCUUGAGAAUGGCGAAUACAGCAUGGUUGUUUCGAAGAGUGGCCUUGAAGAGAAACUGACUGCAGACCUGAAAACCCUGUCAGGAGACAAGAACCUGAAGACUACAGCUAACACCCCCGUCCCGCCACCAGUUAAUUAUACUCCAGAGAUGUUCAUUGAGCUGAUCAAAGUCUCCUUCCAAACGGACGUCUUUGAGAACAACAUCGGCUACCUGCGGUUUGACAUGUUCGGAGACUUCGAGGAGGUCAAGGCCAUUGCCCAGAUUAUUGUGGAACAUGUGUGGAACAAAGUUGUCAACACUGAUGCAAUGAUUGUUGACCUCAGGAACAACCUCGGUGGGCCCACAACAGCGAUCGCUGGUUUCUGCUCUUACUUCUUUGAUGCCGACAAGCAGAUUGUACUGGACAAGCUGACCGACAGACAGUCUGGCACCUCAACAGAACUCCAGACACUGCCUGAGCUCACGGGUACAAGGUACGGAUCCAAGAAGAGUCUGAUCAUCCUGACCAGCGGAGCAACAGCUGGGGCAGCAGAGGAGUUCGUCUUCAUCAUGAAGAGGCUGGGGCGCGCAAUGAUAGUGGGAGAGACCACUUUCGGGGGAUCUCACCCACCUAAGACCUUCCAAGUUGGUGACAGCGACAUCUUCCUCAGUAUCCCCACAGUUCACUCAGACAAUAGCAUGGCGCCAUCCUGGGAAAAAAGUGGAAUUGCACCCCACAUCCCCGUCGCGGCGGCGGCAGCCCUUGAAACAGCAAAGGGCAUUUUUAACAAGCACUUGGCCGGUCAGAAGUGAAUGGAGGCACAAUAAAGAUCCAAUAUUGUAUUGACAAAAUUGUUGAAUCUAGAUUUGAUCAAGGAGAAAAUACUGUAUAUUUCAAGAAGAGUAUGCUAAUAAAUUUUUAACUACUUAGUCUGUUUGACAUAGAUUCUGUGUCAGCUUUUAUUACGAUGUCAACAUCAUGAAAUCAUAAGAAGUAAAUGUCUUAAGUGAUACAGUCUGAAUGAGGAUAACUUGUUGUUGGUCUUUUUGCUGCAAAUGGUGUCAAAAAUCGUCACUUGUGUGUUUUAAACACUGAAUGUCCGCAUUUCCCAUUCUUCUAUAACCAUUAUAUGAUGAAAACCUUCUUGGAGCUCUGUUCCAGUGGCAAGACUAAAUUAAAAAAAAUAAAUCAAAUGGCUGUUUGUUGUCUUUUAAAUUAUACAUAUUUGAUUAUAUCGUUUAAAGUUCGGUUUAAUAAGAGUAGAUCCCAGUGUUAACCUUCAGAUUAUGUCGUAAAUCAGCUGCAGUGCUCUUUUGUUUCCUUCAAC
Messenger RNA from Corythoichthys intestinalis (scribbled pipefish), 2463 nucleotides. It is a transcript of the gene rbp3, whose product is annotated as retinol binding protein 3. The record is from RefSeq and is a predicted model, not a curated record. Gene Ontology annotation, biological process: proteolysis. The coding region runs from base 95 to 1948 and encodes 617 amino acids. The transcript has 4 exons. NCBI's taxonomy places the organism in Eukaryota, Metazoa, Chordata, Actinopteri, Syngnathiformes, Syngnathidae. Gene Ontology annotation, molecular function: serine-type peptidase activity; retinol binding.